Fibroporia radiculosa is the source of this 1044-nucleotide messenger RNA. RefSeq lists its product as uncharacterized. The transcript is spliced from 12 exons. The coding region runs from base 1 to 1044 and encodes 347 amino acids. The record is from RefSeq and is a predicted model, not a curated record. Lineage: Eukaryota; Fungi; Basidiomycota; Agaricomycetes; Polyporales; Fibroporiaceae.
AUGUCUAACGCGCUCAAUAUAGGCGAAAUCGCAGACAUCUUAACUUCCAUUUAUCUGUCGGCAGUAAUAUUCGCUGCCAUUGUCUACGAGAAAUGUCUUACCUCGGGCAGAGUUUUGGAGCAAAUGUUUUCGAGCCGACGCACAUCGGUGAUUCUUCUACUGUUGAAUGAGCUGAACUUCGUUGCAAUGGCCAUCACCAACGCUCUGAGUGUUUAUCUCGUGGACACUCGUCAAAAGUACCAUCUUGAUCUUGUUAUAAACAUCGUUGGAUUCGGUGUCACUGCUGCUGUUGCCACACUUCGAGUGUUUGCUCUGACUGGGAAGAAUUGGUGGAUCUCUGGAUUAACCCUUGUCCUUGCCUUGGUACCUGUAGCCACCAACCUGUUUCAAGACACAGUGUCGUCGAUUGGCAGCAGUUAUGUGCUAUGGGUUCCUGCCUGCCAAAUGUCCGUGACGAUGUCGGAAGCGAUGGCUAAUAGAUGUACGCCGUUUGGUUUUGCCACCGCAACUCGAAUAUGCGCCAUCGGAAGCGACGCCCUCGUCGUCGCGUCGGCAUGGUAUUAUCUGUACCAUGCCGAUAAAGCCAACUCGAAGAUGCUGUUGAGCAGAAGCAUCAUCUCGUAUCUCAUUUUGAGAGAUGGCACUAUAUACUUCAUGUACGUGGAAACACCUCGAAAUGGUAGUUCGGAUGAAAUUGACGGCGGAAAUUAUAGUGUCUUCCUCGUCCUGAACGUCAUCAACAUUGUCGUGUAUUGGCAAAACGGCUGGGAGGUCGGAAGUGUACCAAUCUUUGUCCUUCCGAUAUCUGCAAUACUCACCACUCGUCUUUUGCUUCACUUGCGUGAAGCAUGCUCUGCCGAUGUCUUUUUCGGGUCUUGCGUACCGUCCUUCGUCCACGUCCAGGAUGCCAAGCAGGAACAGUCGGAACAGCGGACACUGGAGUUUGCCGCUGUGGCGCCUUCUAUCCAGUUGAGCACAAGCAGUGAUAUUGAAAUGACUCGAGGAGACAGCAGAGACCUGCAUGAUCCUGAAGAGAUCUCAUAG